Molecule: messenger RNA, 1371 nt
Organism: Heterobasidion irregulare TC 32-1
Lineage: Eukaryota; Fungi; Basidiomycota; Agaricomycetes; Russulales; Bondarzewiaceae
Exons: 5
Coding region: 43-1116 (357 amino acids)
Molecular function (GO): RNA binding
Source: RefSeq, a predicted model, not a curated record
CCUCAUUCUCCACAUCUCUGUUUCCUCCAACUUUUUGCAACCAUGGCUAUGUCUUUUAUUGGAAAACCUAUCUCUUUGAUUUCUCAUUCAGAUGUGCGGUACCGUGGCAUCCUGGCGGGGAUCGACCCGCAGGCAUCGACUAUUCAGCUUUCGAACGUGUUCUCCAUGGGCACUGAGUCACGACGACCAUCAGCCGAGUUUAUACCACCAGUGCAAGAGCCAUAUCAGUACAUCAUCUUCCGAGCUUCAGAAGUGAAGGACCUGGCUGUUGACGAGCCUGCGCCUCGAAGAAGCGUACACGACGAUCCGGCCGUCCUUGGGGCAUCAGCACCGGCAGUGAACGGUACAUAUGCGCCCUAUGGACAGCCUGGAUUCCAGCCAGGCCAGCUUCCACCAGUCAUCCAACAACCUUUGCAGCAACAGCCCUACGCACCGCGACCGCAACAACCUGAGAUAGCUCAACCACCAAAUGGGAACCGGGCAGCUGGUCCCAGUAAUGGCGUAGCAAGUAAUGAUGGACGACGUAGUGGUGGAUUGAACUCUGCUGCCGCGUCUCUCGAGACUGUGGAGCGUGCUCUUGGUGAUCUUCGUGUAGCUAAUGGUGCGCGCGGCGGCAGACGUGGUGGUGGCGCUGGUGGAAGAGCCGAAAUCAAAGCCGGUGAUCUGCGCGUACCAAGUACGGACUUUGACUUCGCCGGAUCCAAUGCUCGGUUCGACAAGUCUGCUCUUGCUGGUAAUAAUAGCAAGAGCCCCAAGGCCAAGGGCACUUCGGCUUCUGACGAAGAGAAGACGACCUUACAAGACAGCGGGGAUGUUGAAGCGAAGGAGAAACCGACAGAGGAAGAGGAGAAGGCCUACAACCCAAGCAAAUCUUUCUUCGACUCGUUGUCCUCGUCUACGCAGGGCCUUGCGCCGCAGGGUGGUGGCCGCGGCGGAAGAGGAAGGGGUAGUGGAAGGAACAGGAGGGAAGAGGAGAGAGAGAAAAACGUGGCAACGUUUGGCGAGCCGGGCGGAGUGGGGCUUAUGGGGCCUGGUGCGUAUGUUGGUGGGUGGGGCGGGUAUGGCAGAAGAGGCGGAGGUCGUGGAAGGAGGAACCCCCAAGUAGGUGGACGUUAGGUGAGUUGAUGAUGGACGUGUGAUGGACGUUUCGGUCGGUGCUAUUUUCACAUACAACGUUGUUCUCUGAGAGUUAUUCUGCCAAGUGCCCCACUCCUGAGAUAUUCUGUCAUUUGUUGAAUGUGUGAAUGUAGGAUGUGUAGGAGACAUUCAAAAUCCGCCAUGGCAGGUUGAGCACUAUAUACUCGGCCGGGAAUUAUUGACAACCAGAAAGGUUGGUCAAUGCAAAAAAUAAUAACAGAGGUACCCAACAGU